Molecule: messenger RNA, 4254 nt
Organism: Bolinopsis microptera
Lineage: Eukaryota; Metazoa; Ctenophora; Tentaculata; Lobata; Bolinopsidae
Product: lysine-specific histone demethylase 1A-like
Exons: 15
Coding region: 9-3467 (1152 amino acids)
Biological process (GO): negative regulation of transcription by RNA polymerase II; positive regulation of transcription by RNA polymerase II
Molecular function (GO): flavin adenine dinucleotide binding; oxidoreductase activity; chromatin binding
Source: RefSeq, a predicted model, not a curated record
UAGUGAAUAUGGAGAGUGAGACUCCAGAUAAUAUAUUCGAGGAUAUGGAAAACGAAACUCCAGAACAAAUAUUCGAGGAGGAAAUACUGGAGGAGGUCUCUGAGAAAGUUACUGAGAAAGAAGUACCAGUUGAGGCAGUUCAGAAUGAGACACCUGACCAAGUUAAGGCAGUAGUAGAGGAAGCUGCAGAGAAUGUACCUUCAGAUUUUUUGUCUGAAGAAAAGCAUGUCGAGCCAGCAGUGCAAAUGGCUGGUCAAGAAGACGCUGAGAUUGCCGAUGAACAAACUGAAAUGACUAAGAAAGGAGAUGUAGAGGAGGCAGCGACUGAUCAAGACGUUUCUCCAUCCGAGGCUGAAGUGGAACCAGCAGAACCUGAGAAAGAGCCAGAAGAACAAAUUGUCACAGAAGCUAUAAAAUGUACCGAAGAAUCUGAGGAUCUAGCUGAAGUUGCUGAGACCGGACAUACCAUCGAGACAGCAGAUGUAGUUGUUCCUGAAGCUGUCCACGAAGCAACAGAACCAGCGGAGUCCCUCAGAACUGACGAGACUUUAGACAAGACCAGCUCAGACGAAGGUUCUGAUAAGCCUGCGUCUGAUGUGGAGAUGACUGAGCUGACAGCUAGUAGUGAUGAUGGUUCAGUUGGAGAGAUGCUAGGAGGGGAGGGUGAUGGUGACAUGGGUCCUGCCGAACCAGAGCUGAUGGAAGUUGAGGAGUGCGUAUCUCAAGAAGAGGAUCUUCAAAACCUGACUACAAUCGCCGUCUCAAUAAACGGCAACGUGGUACAAGCCGAAGUGAUCGAACAAGGAGAUGAAGCUGUGAUGGAGCCAGGGGAGGAGGCGGAUGAAGAGGAGGAGCAGGCCACGGUGGAGGAGAACCAACACGACGAAACGGAUAUUGUAACGGAGAUGCCGGAGACCACGACAGUGCCUCCCCAUCCUCGACCUCAGGUGUUCGCUGAGAUUAUUGAAGAAGAAAUCAUUGAGGAGGAAACUGUUGAGAUGAUAAACAACCGCGAAGAGAAGCAAAGACACCAGUCCGACGACAUUAUUACCUCUCUGGACGCACCAGCCCCUCACUCCACCACGUCUAGGAGGCUACAAGCUCGAGAAGAUGCAGCUAAACGGAAGGACGAGUCUAUGUUACUUUCCACUAAGAAGAUUAUCGACAGUACAGAUGAUGUGCUCCGCUCUGCACAGGCUCUUUUGAAGAGUACUGAGAAUAAAGAUGGAGUGGAAGAAUCAGCUGGAAAACAACCCAGCAGAUAUCCAGCUGGUGACAUUUAUCAGCCUCAGCCACGCGAAAAACGACAGAAGAAAAAGAAGUCCAAGCCUGAUCUCCAAAAAGAAAAGGAGAUUGACCCAGAUUACGAUCCUGAAGACGAUUUCGACGACAAAGAGUUCUUGUCUCCUAAAGAUCUUGAGUCAGCAGCUUUCGCAAGCAGAUUACCUGCCGAUCGUAUGACGAAACAGGAAGCCAUUAGUUUCUCUGAAAUUUUCAACGUGAAGGAUUCCCAAGCUCACUUUCUUUACAUUAGAAACAGACUGCUGUUUGUCUGGUUGGAAGACCCGAAGAACAAGCUCACUGUUGAAAACGCUCUGCCCAGAAUAGAGCCUCCUCACAACGAGGAUGAGGAGUUGGUAGAACGUGUUUAUGAGUAUCUGAACAGAUACGGGUUUAUAAACUUCGGAGUGUACGCCUCACCCAAACUCCCAGAACCCUCCUCGACCGCUCCUAAAGUUCUUGUUGUCGGUGCUGGUAUAUCAGGUCUUACAGCUGCAAGACAACUCCAAGAAUUCGGAAUUAACGUGGAUGUUAUCGAAGCUCGAUCCGUUGUUGGCGGCAGAGUUUGCACCUUCAAAGACGGAAACUACGUUGCAGAUCUGGGCGCAAUGGUGGUAACAGGCCUCGGAGGGAACCCACUGGCAGUGCUCGCCAAACAGCUGAACCUAGAAUUGAUGCCAAUAAAACAAGAUUGUCCGCUGUACGAAUUUACAGGACAGAUGGUUCCCAAAGAGCGUGAUGAGCGGGUUGAGAGGGAGUUUAACAGGCUGUUAGAGGCUACCACAUACAUGUCACACCAAUUAAAUGUGAACAGCAUCAACGGUAGGCCGGUAUCUCUUGGUCAAGCUCUGGAGAUUAUUAUUAAGUUGCAGAUUAGGCAGGUGAAGGAAAAGCAGCUGAAGCAUGGGCGUGAGAGGUGCGAGAUUCAGGAGAAGUUGAACCAUAUUCAGCAAGCAUUGUUCCCUCUUCACGAGAAAAUCAAAGACUCUCACUCCAAAUACUUGGAAUUAAAAAUGAAGCACGAGGAACUCUCAGACCAACUUGGUGAAGUUAUCCGGGACCAAAAGGCCGAGUUUGAAGUCAAAGCAGCCUACAAGGUCAUGUUGGAAACAUUCGCUGAAUACGACGCUCUCUUGAAAGAACAACAAGAGCUUGAGGUUCAGUUGACAAAAAUGGAGCAGAUGGUCCCCAAUGAGAUUUACAUGACCCCCCAGGAGAGACAUGUUUUAGAUUGGCAUUGUGCCAACCUGGAGUUUGCAAAUGCGGCCCCUCUCUCGGCACUAUCUUUAAAACACUGGGAUCAGGACGACGAUUUUGAGUUUACUGGAAACCACCUCGUUGUUCAUGACGGGAUGUCAACAAUAACAGAAGCAAUGUCCAAGGGUCUAAACAUUCGCCACAAUACCGCGUGUGUCGGCAUCAAAUACACGGACAGUGGAGUUGAAGUAGCGACAAGGGAAGUGAACCAAGUUAACAGCAGCUGGGCAACCAACACCACAAAUACCAUCACUGCAGAUGCUGUGCUGUUGACAAUCCCUCUGGGGGUUCUUAAGAAGGAGAAACUGAAGUUCGAUCCGCCUCUGCCUGAGUGGAAGACGUCUGCUAUCAAGAGGAUGGGAUUCGGCAACCUCAACAAGGUGGUAUUGUGUUUCAACAAGGUGUUCUGGGACCCGAGUAUCCAUCUCUUUGGUCAUGUGUCUAACAGCACCAUAUCACGUGGCGAGCUGUUCCUCUUCUGGAGCGUCUCUAAAGCUCCGGUUCUAAUAGCGCUAAUAGCGGGGGAGGCUGCCACUGUCAUUGAAACUGUUCCUGACGAAGCGAUAGUCGGCAGAGCCAUGACGAUCCUCCGAGCCAUAUUCGGUUUCCAGACUGUUCCUCAGCCCAGCAAACACCGAGUGACGCGCUGGAGAGGGGACCCCUGGGCCUUGGGGUCCUACUCUUAUGUUGCUGCUGGAUCUUCUGGUAGUGAUUACGACGAUCUGGCAAGACCUGUAGCUCCUCAAAAUGCGUCAGGAGCACAUCCCCGAUUAUUCUUCGCGGGAGAGCACACGAUCAGAAACUACCCGGCCACAGUGCACGGUGCUCUGUUAUCCGGGCUGCGAGAAGCUGGCAGGAUAUCCGACCAGUUCCUCGGUCCACCAUACUCUAAAGACACCACCGUCAACGUCACUACUCCAGCUCAAUGAGAGGAAGUUGUAGUUCAGUCUGAUUCUACUACGCGCUAUCACGUGACUAUAACAUCAAUGUCAGCUUGCUGUUCAUGAUCCACAAUGCUUUAACUCUUUGUAGACGCGUCUGUUUCAGAAGGAGACCUGUGCUUGCCGUCGUUAAAAUGUGUUAUUUAAGUACGAUUGCUAAGAUUAUACUGUAUAUGUUAUCGAGCAGUGAGUUUAUUUGAUAUCCAGAACUGGUUUAUAGAUCAGCAGGUUAUCUUAUGAUGAUCCCUUCUUCAAUUUUAAGCAGACGAUCGUCACGUGUCUAACAGCACCAUAUCACGUGUUGCAGGAUAAUCAUAUUUAGAUGAAAGACUUUCAAUCAAAUAUCCUUUUUAUCUUGUUAUUUGUUAACAGUCUUAAAUCUUUUACAAUGCAGGUAUUUGUGUUAUGUUAUUUUAUUGAGUUCCGUUAUGUUGUGUGGUGAUUACCAGUUACCACAUGACACUAGAUUUUGUGGUUCUCACUGGGCUAUAUGAGGAGUUUAUAGUUGGACAUGAUAGGAUUCUGAAACCAGUUCACGAUAUACCCAUAAAUUUUAAUCGUCCAGCGACCCGCAAUGUUUAAUGCUAUCAGAUAUGGUGUUUUCUUUUCGAAUCAUAUUAUCAUGUAUGAUGUAUAUCAUGUAUACAUAUUAACUAUGUAUCGAGGAAAUAACCAUAUUUGAAUCACAUACACUGCUAAGUUUUUCAAGUCUGGACAUGUUUUUAAAUUAUAUUGUUUAUGUAUUGACUGUUACUUUAAAAUUAAAUUGUCAACA